Molecule: messenger RNA, 2931 nt
Organism: Melospiza melodia melodia
Lineage: Eukaryota; Metazoa; Chordata; Aves; Passeriformes; Passerellidae
Gene: CDH9
Product: cadherin 9
Exons: 11
Coding region: 84-2456 (790 amino acids)
Biological process (GO): adherens junction organization; cell-cell junction assembly; cell morphogenesis
Cellular component (GO): plasma membrane; adherens junction; catenin complex
Molecular function (GO): calcium ion binding; cadherin binding
Source: RefSeq, a predicted model, not a curated record
UUUUCUUACAAAAGGAAUAUAACAUUUGAAAAAUUUGUUCUGGUGUAUUAUUAGAAGAGUGGAGGCUAACAGCGUCUCUGGAAAUGAUGAGGACUCACUCUUUUCUGACAGUUUUGCUUUGGAGCUCUGUGUUUUAUGUGGUUCGUAUGACGCCAUCCCAAAAAAGGACUAACAAGCACUCACACAGUGAAAGGAUAACAGGAUUGUCAGAGAAUGAUGGCAAAACACUGCACCGCACCAAGCGUGGUUGGAUGUGGAAUCAAUUUUUCCUGCUGGAGGAAUACACAGGUCCAGAUACUCAAUACGUGGGCAAGCUACACACUGACCAAGAUAAAGGAGAUGGAAAUUUAAAAUACAUAUUAACGGGAGAUGGGGCUGGCAGUCUGUUCAUUAUAGAUGAAAAUACAGGAGAUAUUCAUGCUGCAAAGAAAUUGGACAGAGAAGAAAAGUCCCUGUACGUGCUACGUGCCAAGGCUAUAGACAGAAAAACUGGAAGACAAGUGGAACCAGAGUCUGAAUUUAUCAUUAAAAUCCACGAUAUCAAUGACAAUGAACCAAAAUUCACCAAGGACAUGUACACCGCCAGUAUUCCGGAGAUGUCUGGAGUUGGUACAUCUGUUAUUCAGGUGACAGCCACAGACGCUGAUGAUGCCAACUAUGGGAACAGUGCCAAAGUGGUGUACAGCAUCCUCCAGGGACAGCCGUAUUUCUCAGUGGAUCCAGAAACAGGCAUAAUCAAGACUGCUUUACCAGACAUGAGCAGAGAAAACAGGGAGCAGUACCAAGUGGUUAUCCAGGCAAAGGACAUGGGAGGCCAGAUGGGAGGAUUAUCAGGGACCACCACCGUGAACAUCACCCUGACUGACGUCAACGACAAUCCACCUCGCUUCCCCCAGAGCUCCUACCAGUUCAGCUCUCCUGAAUCUGCACCACCUGGGACUCCUCUUGGCAGAAUUAAAGCCAAUGACCCCGAUGUGGGAGAAAAUGCAGAGAUUGAGUAUAGCAUCUCCAAUGGGGAUGGAUCAGACAUGUUUGAUAUCAUCACUGACAAGGACACACAGGAAGGGAUUAUAACUGUCAAAAAGCAUCUGGAUUUUGAAAACAAGGUGUUAUAUACCCUGAAAGUAGAAGCAAGCAACGCUCAUCCUGAUCCUCGUUUUCUUCAGCUGGGGCCAUUCAAAGACACGGCUUUUGUCAAAAUCUCUGUUGAAGACAUUGAUGAACCUCCAGUGUUCAGCAGACCCUGGUAUUUAAUAGAGGUAGACGAAGAUGCCAAGGAAGGAAGCAUUAUUGGGCAGGUUGUCGCCCAAGACCCAGAUAUAGCAAAGAAUGCAAUAAAAUAUUCUGUAGAUCGACACACUGACCUUGACAGAAUAUUCAACAUCUAUUCAGGAAAUGGAUCCUUAUUCCUCUCGAAGCCACUUGACCGAGAAGAAACUCCCUGGCACAACAUCACUGUCAUAGCAACUGAAAUCAAUAACCCUAAACAAAGUAGCCAAAUACCUGUCUUCAUACGGAUUUUAGACAUAAAUGAUCAUGCACCAGAGUUUGCCAACUACUAUGAAACAUUUGUUUGUGAAAAUGCAAAAGCAGGACAGCUCAUACAGACUGUGAGUGCAAUCGACAAAGAUCAGCCUGCUCGAGGACACAAAUUUUUCUUUGAGUUGGUGCCAGAAUUUGCUGUUCAUCCAAACUUCUCUGUUGUAGACAACAAAGAUAACACAGCGGGAAUUAUGACCAGAAGAAACGGAUACAGCCGUAGUAAGACGAGUACCUAUCUUCUGCCCAUCAUCAUAUUUGACAACGACUACCCGAUCCAGAGCAGCACGGGCACGCUGACCAUCCGCGUGUGCGCCUGUGACAGCCGGGGCAACAUGCAGUCCUGCAGCGCCGAGGCCUUGCUGCUCCCUGCCGGCCUCAGCACGGGGGCUCUGGUGGCCAUUCUCCUCUGCAUCAUCAUCCUGCUAAUAUUAGUUGUCUUGUUUACGGCUCUCAAGAGACAGAGGAAGAAAGAACCCUUGAUCAUCUCAAAAGAUGAUGUUCGGGACAAUAUUGUGACCUACAACGAUGAAGGAGGUGGGGAAGAAGACACACAGGCCUUUGACAUUGGCACACUGAGAAAUCCAGAGGCAAGGGAGGAAAGUAAGAUGAGAAGAGAUGUUAUCCCAGAAACAAUAUUUCAGAUAAGGCGGACUGCGCCUCUUUGGGAAAACAUCGAUGUUCAAGAUUUUAUUCAUAGAAGGCUAAAGGAAAACGAUUCAGACCCAGCUGCCCCUCCUUAUGAUUCAUUAGCAACAUAUGCCUACGAAGGAAAUGAUUCCAUAGCAAAUUCUCUCAGCUCCCUGGAAUCACUUACCACAGAAGGCAACCAAGACUACGAUUACCUCAGUGACUGGGGACCGCGGUUUAAAAAGCUGGCAGAUAUGUAUGGUGGAGAGGACAGUGAUCGAGACUGAGGAAGUAAUCUGUGACCUGGUCAGUGUUAGUGGAAUUCAUGUCUAUGUUCCUAGAUAAAUAAAGUGGCCUACUCUCUUACUUGGGAAUAAAAUAUUUACAAAAAAUAGGUGUUGUCUUAGUAAGGGUUUGCUUAAUCAAUAAGUCAACGUGAAUGAAUAUGAACGAUUGAGAUUUUAAAAAAACACUACAACCAACCUUCUAUGCCUAGAAACCUCUGAUGAAAGGGUUUUAUAGGGAAUGAAAAGACAAUAAAAGGCUUUUUGCGCCUUUGAGAAUUACAUGGAAACUCCAUAUUUUUAAAUUGCUUUGCUUUACCUUUCCUACUAUGUUGGAUAGUGUGCAUCUGCAUUGUAACUUAAUCUCAAAAAUAUACUUUAAAAAGAUUAAUAUUACUGCCAUAUUUAUUGAGUUAAAAAUGUCUGUGUGUUGAUUCAUCCUGAUAUUUUUAUAUAUGUAUAUUUAUAUUUUUGUAUU